AUGAAAGGAGUGCUCGAGGAAAUUUCGCUAAAGGAUGUGCCACCUGCGACAAACAUGUUGACGACGAUGUGGGUUGAUGCAGUAAAAGCAAAUGAGCAAGGAGAAGUGAUUCGCUUAAAAGCACAAUUAGUUGCUCGCGGUGACAAGCAGCGCGAAGGUGUUGGUUUUAUAUAA
This is a messenger RNA of Peronospora matthiolae, 174 nucleotides long. NCBI's taxonomy places the organism in Eukaryota, Oomycota, Peronosporomycetes, Peronosporales, Peronosporaceae. The record is from the annotation of a GenBank genome assembly.